AUGGAGAACCUACGCACCAUAUUCAGGCGCGAUGACGAUGAGAAGAAUGGUAGCAGCGACUUGAACCCUAAGCUCGUCAACCUCCUGAUCGCGCUCCUUGCCAUCAUCCUCUUCGCCAUCACGCUCGUCGGUGUUCUGAUGUUCCUCCGACGUAGACGUCGCAUCCAGAAACGUCAGUCUGAACUCCCGUUGUACGACAAGUCUGCCAACCACCGCCGUCUCACCAUCACCACUACUUCCUACGGCCAGUGCGUGGUCGACGAGAAGCGUGGCCUGGUCGAUUCCUCGUCCAGCCGGCCAUCGAGCCCUGUCCCGGAAAUCCACAUCACCUUCCCUGAAGAGGAAGAUGCUGCUGGCAAGCGCACGUCUGGCCGCGUCGUUGUCGUCAGGAUAGGCGAGAAGGGUGGCAUCGGACUUGAGCCAUGCAACGAGGACCUGCCACCAUAUCAAUCCAAUGGCGCCGAACGAUUCCAGUCCCUAGACCUCGACAGGAUGGGAGGCCUUAAGGAAAAGGGAGAUCUUAAACAGUAUUCAUAG
Messenger RNA from Arthroderma uncinatum, 537 nucleotides. RefSeq lists its product as uncharacterized. The record is from RefSeq and is a predicted model, not a curated record. The transcript has a single exon. The coding region runs from base 1 to 537 and encodes 178 amino acids. NCBI's taxonomy places the organism in Eukaryota, Fungi, Ascomycota, Eurotiomycetes, Onygenales, Arthrodermataceae.